Molecule: messenger RNA, 825 nt
Organism: Medioppia subpectinata
Lineage: Eukaryota; Metazoa; Arthropoda; Arachnida; Sarcoptiformes; Oppiidae
Source: the annotation of a GenBank genome assembly
AUGAAUGAUCUGAUCCAAACGAACCGACGGACCGAUUGUGUUUUUGUGAGACAUGUGUCAGUUAUGAUGGACAGCAUGAGUAUGUCAUCGUCAGUGAAGGACCAGUUGGGUCACCACUCCAUCGCCUCUGCGCUCAACUUCGCCCUCAAACCAGUGAUGAUUCCGCAGACGCCCAGAAACUCAGUGACCAAUGGACACAACGGCCACAAUGGACACAGCGGACACAAUGGACAUCACCACCCGAUGCAGGGCUCGAUGCGGUCAUCGCCGGGCGCUCUGUCGCCAAACCUGCCCUCCAUAGUGAAAGUGGAGCCCCGUUUGCCGCAUACGGCCAACAAUAACGCCAACGAUUGUCUGUCGGACUCGUAUUCUGGCCACAAGAGUAACGGCCUGUCGAUGGGGUCGGCGUCGACGCCACUGAACCACAAGCGGUUGCGUAUCGACGAGCCGUCUUCGUGGCCAAUCAUACCGCCCUCUCCCGGACAACUGUCCAUCGGAUCCCUAUCACCGCCACCUCUGAUGAACGGACAUUCACUGCCCAACAUUGGACACAAUGGAUUGUCUCCCAAUUCUUCCAGUUAUGACUCCUUCAGCCCAAACGGAUUGCCUGAAAUGAACAAAUAUAGAGAUAUAGAGUUAUGCACAUAUACUGUACGAAAUGGUAACGCAAUGAUUACCAGCGAAACCUGUCUCGUGACCAGAGAACCACUUAACCACUUGUCCGAAAUGGAGGUCUCACUCCCGCUUCAGGCACUCAUAUGUGAAACAAAUCUACUUUUUUCGUGCUUUAGAUCCCCUGUCAAGUCAAGUGUAGCUACUUUUUGA